Prorocentrum cordatum is the source of this 711-nucleotide messenger RNA. The record is from the annotation of a GenBank genome assembly. Lineage: Eukaryota; Dinophyceae; Prorocentrales; Prorocentraceae.
AUGGCGGCCUACCGGGAUUCGGCCAAAGCCGACUUCAAGCAGGUCGUGGACGCGGCCCUGUCGAAGCUGCGAGACGAGCUGAUCUCGCAGUUCUCGGACUCGCUGUCUGGCCUCCAGGCCGAGAACGAGCAGCUGAGGAGGCGCCUCGACGAGGCCGAGUCCAGACGGCAGCCCUCCGUGUCUCCCUCCAGCGACGAGGACCGGGACGGGGAGAUCGAGCGCGCCGAGGCGGAGCCGGAGCGGGCGCCCAGGCCGCCGACUCCCCCGCGGCCCGUGCCAACGCGACCGGACAGGCGCGCCGACAGCCGGAGGCGCGACAGGAGCCCCACGCGCCAGCGCGACGGCUACAAGGACGAGCGGGACUACCGCAGUCCAAGGUCCAGCCGCGGCAGCCGAGGGCGCGACGGGCGCGGCUGCGACUCCGAGAGGAGCAGGAGUCCUCUGGAGAGGCGGCAGCCGGCACCGCCGCCAGCGCGCAGCCUCAGCAGGGCCAGAGGCCCGAAGGGCUCCGGGAAGGGGAAGGACAACACCUUGUGCUUCCUCUACUUGGUCGGGAAGUGCAACAGGAACCAGUGCGCGGACCGCCACCCCUCCAAAGAGGAGAGCAAGGCCCUGCUGGACAAGAUGCAGCACACCAGCUGCAAGUGGGGGAGGGAGUGCAAGCGGCGCGACUGCGUCUUCUGGCACCCAGCGGACCGCGGCUCGUUUUGA